AUCAACUAACCUUCCACUUUUGGCACUCCCGCCAAAAUGCUUGCAACCACCAUUUUUCACAAAUUUUAUUAACAGAAUAUCUAGCUAAGACUCAAUGACCUUUCUUAAUUAACUUUUUCUACAACCAUAUACACAUAUUUAUCUAUCAUAACUAACUAUUGGUUUCGAAAAAGUUAAUUACUAGUCUGUGUUCAUGGGAAAUGGUCCAAGGGGAGUAGCAGCCCUGAUUGUGACAUGGCUCGCUAUAUUUGAUGCCUUUUUUCUUCAUGUGGCCAAUGGUCACUUUGAUUAUCAUGAUGCCUUGACAAAAUCGCUUCUAUUCUUAGAGGCGCAAAGGUCAGGGAAGCUUCCUCCGAACAAUAGGGUUCCUUGGAGAGGCGAUUCUGCUCUUCAAGAUGGCCAAGAAGCUCAUGUGGAUCUGGUGGGAGGAUACUAUGAUGCAGGGGACAAUGUGAAAUAUGGACUUCCAAUGGCAUUUACCAUAACAACAUUGUCAUGGGCAGCUGAUUUCUAUGCAGCAGAACUCGAGGCUGCUGGAGAAAUGGAUAAUGUCAGGUGUGCCAUCCGUUGGGGUACAGAUUAUUUUUUGAAAGCCGCUGGCAAAGAGAAAUUACAUGUCCAGGUAGGAGAUCCGGUCAAAGAUCAUGAGUGCUGGGUGAGGCCAGAAAACAUGAAUACACCGAGAACAGUACUGACAAUUGAUAAAGAUCAUCCUGGAACCGAGAUUGCUGCUGAAACGGCUGCUGCUAUGGCUGCUGCUUCCUUGGUGUUUAGAGGCGUUGAUCAUACUUAUUCUCGUCGUCUCCUCAACAAAGCCAAAUCCCUAUUUAAAUUUGCUAAAGCGCAUAGAGGGACUUUUGAUGGAGAAUGCCCAUUCUACUGCUCAUAUUCAGGCUUCAAUGAUGAACUAUUGUGGGCUGCAACAUGGUUGUACAAGGCAAGUAGACAGCCUACGUACUUGAAGUACAUUACAGAUGAGGCAAUUGGUGCUAAUGUGGCCGAGUUUAAUUGGGACCUGAAGUAUGCCGGUGCUCAGAUUGUCCUGUCUGAAUUAUUUUGGGAAGGGCAAAAAGAAUUGGAGAACUUUAAGCAACAUGCAGAUGGUUACAUAUGCUCUAAUCAUCCAGACAGCCCUUUCCACCAGGUUACAUUAACUCCAGGAGGCAUGGUUCACCUUAGAGAUGGUGCAAAUGCUCAAUAUGUUACCGGCACUUCUUUCCUCUUUAGUGUUUAUGGUGAUCUCCUCACUCGUAACAAGCAAGUCGUGCAAUGUGGUGAUAAACAAAUCACUUGUGCUCAAGUACUGGAUUUUUCUCAGAAACAGAUGGAUUAUCUUUUAGGAGCAAAUCCUCAAGGAAGGUCAUACAUGGUGGGAUUCGGUACAAAUCCACCAAAACAAGCUCAUCACAGAGGAGCUUCAGUUCCACCCCUGGCUGCAAACGAGGUGGUGAAUUGUGGCAUGAGCUUUGCUAAUUGGUUCAAUCCAAAUGUACCAAAUCCUAAUGAGCUAACCGGAGCCUUUGUUGGUGGGCCUGACAAGAAUGAUUUCUUUGAGGAUCUUCGAUCUUCUUCCUCCUACACUGAGCCAGUCACUUAUGCCAACUCACUCGCUGUAGGCGCUCUGGCCAGACUAGCCAAUCGUAGUCAUCCCAUUUGAUGCAAUGGACUGUUUAUUGUUCUGCCUCCUGAACUUUGUUGGGGGUUCUAACAAUGCAGAAAAAAACAAGUUGAGCUGUCAUGUACUCUUUGUUUAAGCAAAUUUGAAACGUUGAUGAUGUAAAAUGUAUACGUUCAUCAAUCAGGUAUAUUGUAUUCAACUACAACGCUUUAUUCAUGCAGAAAUAGAAGAAAACUUUGAUAAAC
This is a messenger RNA of Daucus carota subsp. sativus, 1863 nucleotides long. Its product is annotated as endoglucanase 16-like. Gene Ontology annotation, biological process: carbohydrate metabolic process. Gene Ontology annotation, molecular function: hydrolase activity, hydrolyzing O-glycosyl compounds. NCBI's taxonomy places the organism in Eukaryota, Viridiplantae, Streptophyta, Magnoliopsida, Apiales, Apiaceae. The record is from RefSeq and is a predicted model, not a curated record. The coding region runs from base 194 to 1657 and encodes 487 amino acids. The transcript is spliced from 7 exons.